AUGCUUGAAGCCAUUUUCGUGCGCGUGAAUACGGCAGGGUUAGAGUCAGACGGACCUAUCCGUCAGCGGCGACGUUUUAAUGUGCUGACAGGAUAUCAUUUAGGAGAGGAGUACUGGAAUAACAUGAUGAACAUAAUCCCGAGAAUCGAGCACAAGAUGCUUACUUCUAACUCUCGUCUAAAAUCACAAAUGGCUUCUGGAAGACUCGGCAAGAGACGCAGCGCCGGAGACAUCAACCAGCAUAGGCUGUCUAAAACUCCAUACGGCUUGCUCUAUCCGACAAAACUGCCGACUUUUCACUAUCUCCUACUAUUCGGGGCGUCCGGCGGUCCUCCUCCAGUACAAACCUUGGACGUGACCGCCUCUAAAUACUACGCUCUUUACGCAUCCCCCAACUCCUCCACGCUCGUUAACGUUAACCCCACAAUGGCACAGAGCAGCAGCUCUGGCAUUCCUAUCGAUGUCGAAGAGGCCGUCCGUACUGCAGGCUAUACCAUCAGCACGGACGACUCUCCUUCCCAACUCUCUUUUCCCUCUAAACAACCAACUACUGUCAUCGCUAAUACUACCAGCUCACCCUCCCGGAGAAUCGUGAAAACCGUCACGCAAUCCACCACCUCUCUCCCUCGCAGUGUCAUCGUAACCCACGUCGAAGGCGACAAUGCUAGUUCUAUACACGAUCUCCAGCAAGAUAUCCAAUCGAUACGCAGUCGAACCUUUAGUGGACAAAGUGGUGCUUCGGUCCUCUCUGCCCAACUCGCAAACAAUGCCGCAAUCUCGAAUGGAAUAUACGGAUGGUCGUCCACGACCUCCUUUGUAGAUAACGCCCACGAGGGUCAACGCUCCGUCGUCUCCCUCGCUGUCCCAUACUCACCCGCGGGGAAGGCACAGUCUGUCACGUCCACCAGCGUCGCCAACCUCGUCCACGACGAAAACAACAAUGCCGCACUCCCAGACGGAUUCAUCCGCAAGCACACCGUCUCUACCACUUCUUCCCGUGUCGAAACCAAGUCUCUUGCGCCUUCGCACACUAGUUCUACACGAUAUUCGGUCGUCGUUUCAGGCGGCGACGCCCCUGCCGGCAAUUCGAUUAUGAAGAAACAAGUCUUUUCUACCUCUUCUCGCAGUCUCGUAUCCGUGACUUCUCAAACUUCACGCGUGGUCGUGAAAGGAUCGUCUUCUCAGGCGAAUAACUCGGCUGUCAUUUCCGGUGAGGGUGGUGCACACUGCUCCACCACCGACCUCGUCUCCACGCAAACACGCACACGUCUAGACAGUGAAUCGGCACCAUCUGAACAUGAAGAGAACUCGGUCGUCGUUUCCAAGGGAGGCCAAAACGGCAAUCUCUUUGUGACGAAAAAUGUUUCGGGAAUGAAGAGUACGACAAGUGUGGUUACUACCACUAGUGUUGAUAGCCAUGGUGCCAAUCGAUCCACCACCAACGUCGUCUCGACUUCACAAGGACGUUCUCGCCGCGUCAGCACCGAGUCCGCACCCGAAGAGAUCGUCUCGACCGAUAUAACCAAAGCAAACAACUCGAGUUGUGUCAAUCUAUCCGAACGUUCUCGCCGUGACAGUGUCGAAUCAGCACCUUCUGAACUCGGAGAACACGUCCAAGAUGUGGUCGUCCCAUCCAAGAGGCAAAGCACGACCAGCACCAAGGCCCCGGUCAAGAGAUCCAGCUACAUUGCUCCUCCAGAGUGCACCACUCCUCACCGUUCCGCUACGGCUACUCCCACCAAAGAGCGCCCCCACCAUACUCGCAGCGGUAGUGCCGAGUCUGCACCUUCAGACCUGGACCACAUUCCCGACGCGGUCCCCAAGCCAACCAAGAGGCAAAGUACGCUUGGUGCCCAACCACCUUCCAAGAGGUCGAGCUACAUUGCCCCGACCCCACGAAGCAACACUCCUCAGCGCUCGGCUACAGCCACACCUACUCAAGGACGUUCGUAUCCUGUUCGCAGCGAGAGCCCCGAUUCUGCGCCCUCUGAUUUGGACCACGUCCCAGAUGUCGCACCAGGAUCCAAGAAUCCCUAUAAGCGCACAAGCGUGAAUGCUCCCAAGACCGAUGCAGCAGCCGACGAUAGCUAUUCUACCAACAGGCGUGGCGGAUUUGGCAUUCACCGGUCCAAUACGGUCGAUGAUGCUACCAAUCGAAACGUUCCCCGACGUGAUAGCACAGACAGUGCCGAAUCUGCUCCUUCAGAGCUCGACCACGCUCAAGGUGUCCCGGUCGCCACUUCUCGUCCUCCUUCCAAGAGACAGAGCCUCGUGCCUGUCGCUGAUUCCAAGGACGUAUAUGGCAGGCGUACCCCUCAACGUUCGGCGACGAGUGUCGUUCCACCUGAACCAUGUCACGAGAAAUCAGACAGUAUUCAUAGCGCUCCUUCUGAGCUGGACCACGCACAAGCUGGUACCGCCUAUGGCAACAAAUCGGAUAGACGCGUCUCCCGAAGCCCCGUCCCAGUCAAUGACCCUCCCGUUCGCGGAUACAGCAUCGACAGUGUCAAGUCUCCCUUUGAAGAGCAUUGCGAGCCACAGCCUACCAGCAAGCCUAACGCAGAACUCCCCUCCGAUCAACCACGCUAUGUACCAUUCGCCUUUGAGCGUGAACCUCCUGUAGAGACCAAGAACAUUCCUACCAAACCAGCUGUUGCUCCUGUCAAGCAUGGUCGAACUAUCAGCAUGGAGAGCAUCGACCUCGCACCUUCGAGGCCCAAUCCUCCAAAGCGCACCAGGACCCUCGAUCCCACAUGUGAAGAACCUCCCACCCGCCAAAGUAUGGAGAGCGCACGGUCCGCUCCUUCCCAACUCGGCCACGGAACCACUCCCGCUGUCCCUUAUGAAAUGUAUCAACACAGGCUCCCUUCUUCUGCCAGUCAAGGGGUCUUUGUCAAGCCCAAGCCUUCCAAAGCUCGCCGCUCACACAAGACAAGGUGCUGGAUCAAUCUCUGGAUUUUGUUGGCGUAUAUUACUGGUGCCAUCUUUGCGCUGGGACAUCACUUGUUCCUCGCUUCUAUUCAUCAAAAGGACGUCUUGCUUUAUUCUCAAUUCUGGGUCAAGAACCUGAGCAAUGCCUUUUCUCAAGCAGUCUCUAUCACCUUGGGCUUUGCCGUCACCCUCUGCAUCACCGAAGGAGUCUGGAAAGCGAUCAGGGCUGGCAAGACGGAUAGCGAAGUCACGAGCGACCUCUUUGCACUCCCCUCUGGAACGAGCAUCUUUGCAUUUAUGAAGAGACGCUGGAAAUUCACCUGGAUCAUUCUCGUCUUCCUCGCCGUGGUGUACAACCUGCUUGCCUUUGUGAGCAUGUUUGCACCAAACGCUCUGAGCGUUGGACCCCGCGACAUUACCAGUGACGUUCCCGUACCCAACCUCAACCUCUCUGCCGUCCCUGCCGAGAAUGGAAGCAACGGAUGGUCAACUCUGAUGAGGCACCAAAUCACUACUCCGGUGGCUGACAACUGGAACGUCCCGGCACUCU
Messenger RNA from Acaulospora colombiana, 3481 nucleotides. Lineage: Eukaryota; Fungi; Glomeromycota; Glomeromycetes; Diversisporales; Acaulosporaceae. The record is from the annotation of a GenBank genome assembly.